Molecule: messenger RNA, 1632 nt
Organism: Ilex paraguariensis (yerba mate)
Lineage: Eukaryota; Viridiplantae; Streptophyta; Magnoliopsida; Aquifoliales; Aquifoliaceae
Source: the annotation of a GenBank genome assembly
AUGGCAGCUCUGGGCUAUCUGGCUCUAUGUCUUCUUGUUCUUGCUACUUCUGUCGAAGCUUUUAAUGAAAAUGAAACUCAUCUUCCAUGGCCUCCUACAAUAAUUUCAUGUGAUCCCCAUAAUGAGCUCAACCGUGGUAGUUUUCCACGUGGAUUUGUAUUUGGUGCAUCAUCAUCUUCUUAUCAGUAUGAAGGUGCAUACGAUGAGGGAGGUAAAGGUCCACAUAUAUGGGAUACUUUUACAGAGAAAUAUCCAGGUGCAAUAAUAGAUCAUACUAAUGGAAAAAUAGCCGCUGAUUCUUAUCAUCGCCAUCAGCCAUCAGGUAAAAAAAGGUCACAUCGUUUUUUCUUUGGGAGAAUUAUAUUUGAAUUUCUUGAGGUAGAUGUGGAGGCCAUGAAGUUCAUGGGUUUAGAUGCCUAUAGAUUUCAAAUCGAAUGGUCCAGAAUAUUGCCAAGUAUAGAGCCCUUUGUGAAUCUCUUCCACUUUACUGUUCCCCAACCCUUAGAAGAUGACUAUGGUGGUUUUCGAGAUCGCCAAAUUGUGAAAGAUUUUCAAGAUUUUGCAGAGGUUUGCUUUAAGGAAUUUGGUCCGUUGGUGAAACAUUGGACCACAUUUAAUGCGCCAAAAAUGUUCAGCGAGAUGGGGUAUGCCAGAGGUACUUGGGCACCGGGCAGAUGUUCUGGUUGCAUCGAUGGCGGAAACUCGGGCGCUGAGCCAUAUUUGGUCACACACCACGUACUCCUUGCUCAUGCAGCUGUAGUCAAAUUGUACAGGGAACAAAAUUUCCAGCAAGAGCAAAAGGGGGAGAUCGGAAUUAUACUUGAUUCAUCUUGGAUGGUACCUUACUCCAGUAGUGAGCCAGACAACGUAGCUGCAUCUCGAGCCCUCGAUUUCGCAUACGGAUGGUUUAUGGACCCAUUGACAUAUGGACACUAUCCUGAAAGCAUGCAAGUUCUUGUAGGAGAAAGACUACCCAAAUUCUCACAAAACGAAUCCCACAUGAUAAUUGGGUCAUUUGAUUUUAUAGGAAUAAACUAUUUUACUACUAAAUAUGCAAAGGAUGCUAAUGUUACUAUGCCUCCAAAUUACGUUACAGAUUCCCGAGUUAAUCUUUCAUAUGUGCGAAAUGGGGUUCCCAUUGGUUCGCCGUUUGGUACACCACCGCUCUGCGCCGUUUAUCCGCCGGGGAUUUUUUAUCUUCUAAACUACACAAAGGAAAACUAUGAAAAUCCUCCUAUCUACAUUACCGGGAAUGGAGUUGGGGCUAAGUUUAAUGAGUCAACGACGUUUUUGGAUGCCAUCACCGACAAGGAGAGGGUAGAUUACCACCAUGACCAUCUUUGUUUCGUUCGGCUAGCAAUGAAUCCUCGCAAGCAUGGUGUCAAAGUUAAAGGAUACUUUGUGUGGACAUUGCUGGAUGCAUUUGAAUGGGACUUGGGUUUCACUGCACGAUUUGGAACACACUACGUGGAUUAUGAAGAUCGCUCAUUGACAAGAUAUCCCAAACUCUCAGCCAUAUGGUUUAAGAAAUUUCUACAAAGAAGUGGAAUGGUGUUACCGCCACCACCACUGCCACCGCCACCGCCACCGCCACUCCCGAAAGAUAUAAGCUCGAAGAAUGAAGAGCUCUAG